AUGGGGGCAAAACAGAUGAAAUGCCUCAGCUCAGCAAGCCCUGUGCGCUCCCCCAAAGAGGAAUAUGCUGUCACCCGCUCCAACGACACGCACGGAGAGGAAACCAUCCGCGAUCAGCCCGAGGAGCAGCAUGGAGGACCAGGCCAUGAGAAAUUGGAGCUGAUGGACAAGAAGCACCUCAGAGAGGAGGUGUCUCUGUGUGGGCUGUGCCCCUCCCUUGGGCAUGAUGUGGCAGAGGAAGAGAAGUCCUGGGAGGAACAGCUGGACGUUCACCAAGAGCAGCUGGAGAAGGAGAUGCACGAGGCCAGGAGGAUGGUGUUCCGCCUUCAGGCUUUGCUACUCAAUGGUUCGCUUCCAGAGGACGACCAGGGUGGAUCCGUAUGCUUCGGGGAUAACCGGGCUAAUAGCGAGCAACAGCUGGUUCUCACACGCAGCCGGCUGGACCAAAGCAUGGAGGAGGCACUUGAUCUUAAGCGGGAACUCCUUAGACACAAACAAGAGGUUCGCCACAUUCAGGCAAUCAAGGAUGCCCUGCAGCAGCGGCUGUCCGUGCAGGAGGAUGCCGUGCUGCAGCUAAAGCAGGAGCUACUGAGAAGCAACAUGGCCAAAGAUCAGCUUGAAGGAGAAAAUGCAGUGCUUAAAGACAAGCUGAGCGAACGCAACAAAUUGCUCGGCGAAUAUGAGCAGCAACUUGGGAGGAAGGACAGAAUGCUGCUGCAGCAAAAGCAUGAUGAUGCUCAGCACAAAACACAUGAUGUGAGCCACAACCGGUCAUUCAGAAGUGAAGGUGGUUACAGCAGCUCUCCUCCUGCAUUUCAGCAUAGUGCACCCGGUGAAGAACUGCAACUGGUGAGGGAGGCCUUGCGUAGUUUGAGAGACAACUUCUCCGGUCAUGACCCCCAACACCACACGCUGGACACCCUAGAGCAGGGCGUGUCAAGCCUCAUGGACCGUCUGCAUUCAUCAGAUACUCACCGACGGCAGAACAGAGCGGAAGAAUUUAAAUCGCCUUGCCGGAGAGCCAACUCUUCAGACCGAGACUCAUGGCCACCGAGCUCAAAAAUUGCACAUUCUCACAGUAGCCCAGGUUUGGAUGGCGCCGUAUCCACAAAAGUGCUUUACUUUACCGAUCGCUCCCUCACACCCUUCCUCGUCAACAUACCCAAAAGGUUGGGUGAGGUGACGCUGCGAGACUUCAAGGCUGCCGUGGACCGACAAGGCAGCUUCAGAUACCACUUCAAAGCUCUGGAUCCAGAGUUUGGCACUGUGAAAGAGGAGGUAUUCCAGGAUGGAGCAGUGGUUCCUGGAUGGGAAGGGAAGAUUGUAGCUUGGGUGGAGGAAGACCAUGGGGAGAGGAGAUAG
Messenger RNA from Nerophis lumbriciformis (worm pipefish), 1362 nucleotides. NCBI's taxonomy places the organism in Eukaryota, Metazoa, Chordata, Actinopteri, Syngnathiformes, Syngnathidae. The record is from RefSeq and is a predicted model, not a curated record.